AUGCAAGCAGACGAGUAUUCCGCGCGCAUUUCGCAACGUAACAGCAGCGUUAAUGCUGAAAGGGCUAGAUACGGGCCUUUUUUAGAUGCAUUCGACAGAAAAAUUAAAUUGCAGAUUGUUGUCGAGCUGGAAAACCCCUUGUCACUUGCUAAGUGCUCGCGGGCGUGGCAUAAUCAAGUGCACUCGCCAAGGACAAAAGCCAUGUGGUUGAUUCGCAGAUAUGGCAUACAUACCCUUUUUCAUACUAUAAGAAGGCGCGAGAACAUUGACGUCAUUAACUCUCUCUUCGAACAACAAGUUCAUCUUAGCCACUACUUGGCCCAAAGACUGAUGAAAUCCUACGGAAGGCCCGAUGCCAACCUCUUCAAUCUCCGACGGUCGUACAACGCUAAUCAAGGAAUAGACAACAACAAUACAAAUAGCAUACCCUGGGGCGAUGUAGCCUACAAUAUAUUUCUUCGUAUUCUCGGCGAAGCCCAUAAGAAAUUUGGUAAAGACCAAACCUUUCUUAAUGGAGAUGAUAUGGAGUUUUUUAGACUUUUGUCGAUGACAGGGGAUAAUUGUCAGAAAUUGGAGAAUUUAAUCAGAGAGUACGGUUUCGUCCCUUUUCCUCCUAGGCCACACGGGAUCGACGGGUCACAUGCUUUCGACAACAACACCGAUGGUUAUGAAGAUCCUGAUCAUUUGAACGAUAUUGCACAUGCGAUACUUCUCAAUCCAGACUUGGUCACUUGCUGGCAAGACAACGGCUAUCAUGAAGUUGUCGAGGAUUUGAACGAUUUUGUAAUGCGGGCUUUGUUACCGUCUCUUGACCCACCUCCAGGUUGGGUUCCGCUCACGUUAGAGCAAGUGAUUAACACCUUACAUCGCCUAUCAUCGAUCGGUUUUAAAUUAACCGAUGAGCUGGUUGCUGAUGUAACCGCAUCUGAACCUAGAGUACGACAAGCUUUUAUUCGGGCAUUUGCCAUUAUUCGUGGUGAUGCUGGUAUAACGUAG
Molecule: messenger RNA, 996 nt
Organism: Paraglomus brasilianum
Lineage: Eukaryota; Fungi; Glomeromycota; Glomeromycetes; Paraglomerales; Paraglomeraceae
Source: the annotation of a GenBank genome assembly